Epinephelus lanceolatus (giant grouper) is the source of this 2020-nucleotide messenger RNA. The record is from RefSeq and is a predicted model, not a curated record. NCBI's taxonomy places the organism in Eukaryota, Metazoa, Chordata, Actinopteri, Perciformes, Serranidae.
AUGACACCAACGAAAAGGAAAUUAAUGGACCUGGAGCCAGGCUUCUCGGUUGCCGGGAGCACUUUGAUUGAAGUCGGGGAAUGUGAGAGAAGAUUAGGAACAGCAGAGAGGGAGUUCCUCCAGACGUCCGCCAUCAGCUUUCUUACCCCUCUCAGGAACUUUCUGGAAGGAGACUGGAGGACAAUUUCGAAAGAACGACGCCUUCUGGAGAAUCUCCGCUUGGACCUGGAUUCCUGUAAAACACGUCUGAAGAAGGCCAAGGUGGCUGAGGCUAAGGCUGCGUGCGAUGGUGAAACGGCUCCAGAUUUUCAGGAGACCAGACCACGUAACUACGUGCUUUCUGCCAGUGCCUCAGCGCUCUGGAGUGAGGAAGUGGAAAAAGCUGAACAUGAACUCCGAGUGGCUCAAACAGAGUUUGACCGCCAAGCAGAGGUCACACGGCUGUUGUUGGAAGGCAUCAGUAGUACUCAUGUGAACCACUUGCGCUGUCUGCAUGAGUUUGUGGAGGCCCAAGCAGCUUAUUAUAAGCAGUGUCAUUUCCACAUGCAAGAACUCCAGAAAGAGCUGGGAAGGCUUCCCAACGCAUUUGCACUGAACUCCACUCAGUCCAUAGCUACGGCUGACUCUGCAUCAGAGGGCAUCAGCAGCCCUGUGGAGACAGACACACUGAAGAUUGAAGAAGUUCAGGCACCAGCUACAGGAACACGCAAGGCCAAAGUCCUUUAUGAUUAUGAUGCUGCUGACUCCAGUGAGCUCUCUCUUUUAGCUGACGAGGUCAUUACAGUUUACACAGUGCCAGGAAUGGACUCUGACUGGCUGAUUGGAGAGAGAGGAAACCAGAAAGGAAAAGUGCCUGUCACAUACCUGGAGCUUCUCAGCUAAAGAACACACAGCAUUGACAAACACAUGUGCAUGUGCAUGUGUGUGAGUGAUUACUACUAAAGCCAUGAGGAUAUUUCAUUCACUUCAUUCAAUUUCACACUCCCACACCAACCUGUAACCUUCAGCAGCAGUCCUCCACAGUAAGCAUUAGCUAAAGUGUUAAGUUAAACAGGCUCACUCAUCUAUCUGUGUGCUUCUCCAAACACACUGAAAUAUAUAUUAACACUGACAGCAGUCAUAAUGGAGACCUUGUUACAAUGAGUGCAGGAAAAUCCCCAUGGGAGAUGGUUAACAUUCCUUUUUAUUAUGAUAAUGAUUUUUUCCCUUUUUAUUUCCUAUUUAUUGUUUGCAUCCUAAUGUUUCAGGUAGACCUUCCACACUGUCUUCAGAGGGAUUUCAUCAAAAUUAUGUUGUUAAUUUGUCUUCAUUGUCUCUUAAAGCUGUUUCAUAGUUUGUCUUAAGAAUGCAGCAGUACAGAUAAAACAAACAUGCAAUAAUCAUGCCUCCUUGAGGUUAAAGGGGCAGUGACCAGUUACGUACAGUUUAUCUCUGUAUGACACACUCCUUAUUAAACAAGAAGUGAAAACUAAUGUGGACAAGCAGACCACAGAUCAUUGUGAUAGACAGGUCAUGUUGUGUUGAUGCAUCAGAUUCCCUGUAAUUACCAGCCAUGGCUGAAGAAAACCAUUCACACCACUUUGUUUUAUUUUAAAGCCAUAAAUCAAACUGAAAGUUGUGACCACUUCCCAUUUUUGCUACAGAAAUGUGUUCUGUUCUUCUUUCUUCCAAUACGACAUGAAAAGACUUCCAUUUCUUGAGAGAUGUAUCUUUUUUUUCUUAAGUCUUGACGCAACCAUUAAAUAUGACAAAGCAUUAAGAAAGCCAUUAGCAUAGGCUUACUGAAAAACAAUACAUAUAAAACAGCAGAUAAAGUUUUCGAUGAAUGUUUCAUCAGCCCAAACUCUUGGAAAGCAGAUUUGCCUUAACUGCUAAUUAAAAUGAAUGUUAUUGUGUGAUUAAAGGCGACAGUCGUGAACGCAAUAUCUCAAGAACAUCUGAAGGGAAAUUCUUCAAAUUUGGCACAGAUGUUCACUUGGACUCGGUGAUGAUUUGAUUAGAUUUUGGUGAUCAAAGGUUA